UAAGCAAAGAUUUCUUUUUAAGUACAGGAGUUGCUCAGGGUGAUGAGGACAAUUGAUGACAGGAUAGUCCAUGAAUUAAAUACUACACUUCCAACAGCUUCCUUUGCAGGGAAAAUCGAUGCCAAGCAAACCUGUCAAGAGCUCUACAAAUCUCUGAUGGAGGCUCAUACCAGCAGGGAGAUGAUGAUCAAAACUUGCAUUGCUCAGACUUCCAAUGUAGUAAAAGCUCUCCAAGAAGAGAGGGAGAAGGCUGAGAAUGAUAUAGCAUUGUUAAAGCAACUCAGAAAAGAGCAGACGAAGGCAUACCUGACUGGGGUGCUGGAAUGGCGGCAGGAGAGCAAGGGCCUUCAAACUUGUGGAGCGCAGCAGAGGCAGAAUGCAAUUGCAAGAGAGGUGUCGCUGUCAAAAGCUAGGUUAACCUCCCUUGGCCCUGCAACUGCUUCAGUUUUGUAUUGAGUGAGAAUCCAAAGCCCUGAAUUUGGUGGCAACUGCAGGGGUAGGGGGGGAUUAACCUGGCUUUUGACAGUGACACCUAACACCACCUCCUGCAUCAAUGUCCUUCUUCCUCACAUAUAUUCCUUCUACUCUAUGUUGUGAAGGCUUAAGACCCUCUGUUCCAUUCUGGCACCUCCCUUUACUGAAAGCCUGGGACUUGUGUGCCACUCACAACUGCCUGUGCCA
Messenger RNA from Alligator sinensis (Chinese alligator), 681 nucleotides. It is a transcript of the gene MIX23, whose product is annotated as coiled-coil domain containing 58. The record is from RefSeq and is a predicted model, not a curated record. The transcript has 3 exons. Bases 43 to 456 code for a protein of 137 amino acids. NCBI's taxonomy places the organism in Eukaryota, Metazoa, Chordata, Crocodylia, Alligatoridae. Gene Ontology annotation, cellular component: mitochondrial intermembrane space; mitochondrion.